UAAGAAGAUAAUGACCUUAAAAGAUGGUGCUUUUCAAGUCCUUGAUAGCAAUGAAAAUGUUGUAUUCUCUGUCAAAGGCAAAGUCUUUAGCCUACGUGAACGCCGAGUUUUGGUAGAUGGUGCUGGUACUCCUCUCGUCACUUUCCAACAAAAGCUAUUGACUGCUCAUAAUAGAUGGCAAGCGUUCAGAGGAGAGAGCACAGACCCUAAACAAUUGCUUUUCAGCGUUAAGAAGUCUGCACUUCUUCAAUUCAUGAAGACCAAGUUAGAUGUGUUCUUAGCUACUAACACUAAAGAAGAAGUUUGUGACUUCAAAAUUGAAGGCAGCUGGAUGGAAAAAUCUUGCGUCAUUUAUGCUUCUAAUUCUACUGAAAUUGCCAAGAUGCACAAGAAACUCAGCGCUGAAAGUCUGCUAUUUGGCAAAGAUAACUUUGGUGUCACUGUGAGUGCAAAUGUUGAUUUUGCUUUCAUAGUUGCGCUUAUUGUGAUUCUUGAUGAGAUUAACGAAGACGACUGAGAAUUGAAAUUACAAGCAUUUACAAAGUCUCUUAUUUGUUUCAAACAUUUUUUAUUUUUAGUAGUGUAUUUGGUGGUCACAUCUCUCUAAUAUUUUGUCUGGUAUACUUAUUUACAUUUUUAAUUUACGCUGUUGAGGGAUUGGUCAUUAGUGUUACUUCAUCCUAAAUUUUGAAUCUCGUGAGUAGCUUUUUCAAGGCACAUUUUGUUACCUUUUGAGCACCAAAGACAAAUACACCUCCAUUAUGAUGGUUAGUAACUGACAAUGCACAUCAUUAUAUA
Molecule: messenger RNA, 798 nt
Organism: Lycium ferocissimum
Lineage: Eukaryota; Viridiplantae; Streptophyta; Magnoliopsida; Solanales; Solanaceae
Product: protein LURP-one-related 15-like
Exons: 3
Coding region: 11-517 (168 amino acids)
Source: RefSeq, a predicted model, not a curated record